UUUUUGUACCCAAGCUCUUGGAUAUGAAUCCCUCAUUAAUAACUCUGGUUACCAAGAAAAUGACAAGAAGACCAAAAGCGUCGGUCAUGAUAAUGCUCCUAAACCAACCUCUCCUCCAAGCAAACCUCAAUCACACACCCGUGUUUGUUUCAGCCCCACAUCUCUUCCUCUGAAUUUUCCCACAAAAAGAAAAAAAAAAAAAAAAAAAAAAAAAACCAUGCUUGAUCCUGCGACAAAACUGCUCCAAAAUGGUACCCGAUCCUCUGAUCACAUCGGUCAUGUAAGUGACAGUUCUGGUAAUAGUUAUCAAGCCCGGAACUAUGGCUCCCGGGCUCGAAAAGCAGCUCAAAACUACACGAAAUAUAACAGCUGGAAUGGCACGGAAGUGCGGUUUGCACCGGAAGUGAAGGCGGUUGACGACUCUGAUAUCUGUUCGCCACCUUUAUGGACGACAAGUCCGCCGGAAAGCCCUCAGCACCGGGAAAACCACUACCGGAGCCUGUCUCCAAAAUCGAGAACCGAAGCCAUUGCCAGAGGCCAGCAGGAGCUCAUGGAAAUGGUGCGGAACAUGCCUGAGUCGUGCUACGAGCUUACGUUGAAGGACCUCGUGGAGCAGCCCUUGGUUGAACCUCCGCGCGAGAGCGUGUCCGAAGAGAGAGAUCCGAGCACUGAAGUUUUGUAUAGGAGGGAGAGCAGCAGGAAGAUGAGUGGUAAGAGGGCACUCGUGAGAAGAAGUACCAGCGGCAUAGAUGGCGGAGGGCUUUAUCUUAAGAUGGGCUUUCCCAUAUUUUUAGGGUCGAGGAAGAACAAUAAGAAAAAUGAGCCUGUCACAAAUACUAAUGCAAAAGUCCCUCCCAAGCCUCCGGUGCCGGAUGGAUCUGCAAAGGUUGUAGAUAAGGAGUGGUGGAAGAAGAGAUUUUCGGUAUCCGGGGAGAGUGAAAGUGGUGGGUCGAUUAGCAAUAGCGGAAGCAUGAAAAGCAGCGGCAGCAGCAGCAGCAGCAGCAGAAGCAGCAUCGACAGAAGCAGAAGCAGAAGCAGAAGCAGCAGCAGGCAUGGCAGUGGUAGCUGCUGGUGCUUCAUCCGCACCAAGAAAAAGCAUAUUUCGGAGUAAAUAAGCUGCCUCUAAUGAAAAAAAAAAAAAUAGGGGUACAAUAUAUAUUUUCAUGUAAUUAUCCUUCAAAGAAUGUUUAGUUACACUACAGUAUACAAGAUCAUUGCAGAGAAAGUUUGCAACUUAGUAUGUUUAUAUUCUUUACAGAUUUUCAAAGAG
Molecule: messenger RNA, 1270 nt
Organism: Carya illinoinensis
Lineage: Eukaryota; Viridiplantae; Streptophyta; Magnoliopsida; Fagales; Juglandaceae
Exons: 2
Coding region: 218-1111 (297 amino acids)
Source: RefSeq, a predicted model, not a curated record